AUGGACGUUGGACCGCAGAAUCCGGGUCCACCGGACGAGGCAGACGGAUCAGGAAAGGAACCACCCAAGAAGGAUGAAAAGACGAAGUUCAACUGGAAGGAGACGACUUUCAAGAUGGCCGAGGCAGCUUUGACGACGUUGGCAUCGGUGGCGAUUUUAGGAAUCGUCGGCUACAGCUACACGCGGUACUACAAGUACAUGAUUCUCGAAAAGAUGGAGAAUGCUUUCGCUCCGGGCGACCCUGUCCUCGACCUGGCAGCAACCGCAAAAAGAGGGUUACCAUCCGACUACCCAAAGGACGCCGCAGACCAGGGGAAGCAAAUGGAGCACUGGGUGCUGCGGGAUGAACAGGCACUCAUCGACGCAAUCGUCUCCGGCAAAGCCAAGGGACAGUACUUCCUCCUCGUCGGGGAGAAAGGCACCGGCAAGUCCAGCAUGCUCAUCGACGCCAUGGCCAAAAUAGACGGCGAAGGCUGCGCCAUGUUCGACGCCCACGCCGACCCAGAGAUCUUCCGCAUUCGCCUCGGCAAAGCCCUCGACUUCGAGUUCCACGAAGACAACAUCGGCUCCCUCUUCUCCAUCCGUGGGCCCCGCGACGCCUCCGCCCUGCUGGACGUCGAGCGCGCCUUCAACAAACUCGAGAAAGUCGCCCUCAAGCGCCGCGACCGCCUCAACAAACCCCUCAUCAUCAUCGUCAACUCCAUGCACCUGCUCCGCGACGACGACGAAGGCCGCGAUCUGCUCGAACUCCUGCAACAGCGCGCCGAGCAAUGGGCCGCCAGCAACCUCGCCACGGUCGUCUUCAACUCCGACGACUACUGGAUCUACGAGCGCCUCAAACAAUACGCCACCCGCAUGAACGUCAUCCCCAUCCUCGACCUCAACAAGCCCAAAGCCCUCUCCGCCCUAUCAAACUACCGCCUCAAAUUCCACGGCGAGCGGACCUCCCCACAGAUCCUCGAACAAGUGUACGACCUCGUCGGCGGGCGCCUCUCCUACCUCGGCCGCGUGGCCAAAUCGGCCGAUAUGCUGCAAACGGCCAAAGAUAUCUGUCAGAUGGAGAAGACGUGGUUCCUGAACAAAUGCUGGAUCCUCGGCAUGGAAAUGGACGACGACGUCAUGGACCAGCAGAAAUACGCCUCGGCCGCCAUGGUGCUGGCGAAAGCCCUCGUCGAUCUCGAAAAGGACAUGGAAGCCACCUACGACCCGGAGAAAGGCCACAUCUUACCGCAGAUGCCUUUACACAAAGCGCGCCAGGUCAUGACCCGCGCGGACUUUAUACAAAGCUACGACGCCAUCAACGUCUUCACCAUCGACAGCAACGCCAUGGUGCGAGCGGACAGCGUGCCGAUGAUGAACGCCUUCCGCGAAGUCUGCGCGCAACCUGGGUUUGAGGAGUUUUUGGAGGCGACGUUGACGCGCAUCGGGGAUAUUGAGAGUCUGGGGCGGACGAGGGAGUUGACGAUUAAGGAUUUGUGGGAGGGGGGACGGUAUGAGGCGAAGAUGGUUGAUGCGAGGGGGAGGGAGAGUGGGGGGUUGACGUUUGCGGUGAAGGAGAAGGAGGGGGAGGAGGGGGGUGAUUAG
Messenger RNA from Saxophila tyrrhenica, 1584 nucleotides. RefSeq lists its product as uncharacterized. The record is from RefSeq and is a predicted model, not a curated record. NCBI's taxonomy places the organism in Eukaryota, Fungi, Ascomycota, Dothideomycetes, Mycosphaerellales, Extremaceae. The transcript is spliced from 2 exons. The coding region runs from base 1 to 1584 and encodes 527 amino acids.